Messenger RNA from Condylura cristata (star-nosed mole), 1170 nucleotides. Its product is annotated as apolipoprotein L6. Gene Ontology annotation, biological process: lipid transport; lipoprotein metabolic process. The transcript is spliced from 4 exons. Gene Ontology annotation, molecular function: lipid binding. The record is from RefSeq and is a predicted model, not a curated record. NCBI's taxonomy places the organism in Eukaryota, Metazoa, Chordata, Mammalia, Eulipotyphla, Talpidae. Gene Ontology annotation, cellular component: membrane; extracellular region. Bases 1 to 1170 code for a protein of 389 amino acids.
AUGGCUGCCCUGCGCCUCAGGUACCCCAUCUGUAAGACGGGGAUCACCUACAUCUACUUCCCAGAAACUCACUUGGCCGAAAGGGACGCGUCUCACUCUUCCCGGGACAGAGCCAGCGCGGACUUGCUGCCUCGGGAGCUGCUGGACGGCCAGACGGGGAAGGGACGCGCGGCUGGCGUUGGCUGCCCAAGAGGCAAGGAGGACGUUCUGGGUGAAGAUGUGGAGAAAGGCGAUGGAGAGCUGUCGGCUGAAGAAAGAGCCUUUCUGGAGGAGUACCCUUUCCUGAAAGAGGAGCUGGAAGAGGGCAUCAGAAAGCUCCACGCCCUUGCGGACCAGCUGGACACCACGCACCGGGCUCUCACCAAGACCAGCGUGCUGGCCGGCUCCAUCGCCGUGGUCUCAGGCACCAUGAGCAUCUUGGGGCUGGUGCUGGCUCCUGCCACCGCGGGGGGCAGCCUGAUGCUCUCUGCUGCUAGCAAGGGGCUGGAAACCGCAGCCGGGGUCACCAGCAUCCUGACCAGUGUUUGGGAACAUGUCCACAGUCAAGGAGCCCGCGCUCAGGCCAGCAGCCUGGUGCCCACCCGUGGCCCAGAGGCCAGGGAGGCCGGAGAGAGGGGGGUCUCCUACAUGACGGCUGCCAGUCAGCUUGUCUAUAAUUAUGGCAGCACCCUCAAGGAGAUCCAGAAGCACGUACGUGCCUUGCAGGCAGCCAGAGCCCAGCCGCACCUGGUCGCGGCCGCCCGGCGUCUCCAGGCCACCGGGCACCUCUCGGCCUGGAAGCGCAGGCAGGUGCACGGGGCCUUCCAGGGCACGCCGCUGCUGAUGACGAGAAGCGCCCGCUGGCUGGGGAGCGUGAUGACCGGCCUCUCCCUCAGCCUGGACUUGACCGUCCUCCUGAAGGACUGGAAGCAUCUGAAGGAGGGAGCGCGGACGGAGCUGGCGGAGGAGCUGAGGGCACAGGCCCAGGAGCUGGAGGGGCAGCUGAGGGAGCUUGCCCAACUCCUCGAGAGCCUGCAGCAGAAACUCUUGCCCCCCAAAAGGCCGAUGAGCUCGUCUUCGGAGGAAGCCACCGGGACUGUGCCUCCAGCCCCAGCCCAGCUAGGGGAAGCAGGAAGGCAGGUGGCGGGCGAGCCUACAGGUGGGCAGAGCCCAGGUCCCCGGGAGGGGUAG